UGAGGGGGCUCCGUGCCUCGCCACAGCCCCGGGGGCCGCCAUUUGGGGGCGGCGGGCGGGAACGGCCGGGCGCCGCCAUCGAGGCGCUCGGCGCUCGGCGCCAUCGAGGCGCUCGGGGCUCGGCAGCGGGGCGGUGGCGGCCGUUGGUGCGUGAGGGGAGGAGGGCGGCGGCCAUGGCGGCGGCGGAGCAGCGGUACCCGCGGAGCUCCAUCGAGGAUGACUUCAACUACGGCAGCAAUGUGGCCUCGGCCAGCGUCCACAUCCGCAUGGCUUUUCUGCGGAAAGUCUACAGCAUUCUUUCCAUUCAAGUUCUUUUGACCACGGUCACAUCUGCAAUUUUUCUGUACUCAACUGGAGUACAGGCAUUUGUUCAUGAAAGGCCUGCCUUGCUUUUGAUAUCUGUAUUUGGAUCUUUGGCUAUAAUCUUAGCACUGACCCUCUACAGACACCAGCAUCCUGUUAAUUUAUACCUACUUUUUGGAUUUACCCUGCUGGAAGCACUGACAGUUGCUAUUACAGUGAGUUUCUACGAUGUGUCCAUCGUCUUGCAAGCCUUUAUUCUCACUACUGCUGUAUUUCUUGGACUGACUGCAUAUACCUUGCAGUCGAAGAGAGACUUCAGCAAAUUCGGAGCGGGGCUCUUCGCUUGCUUGUGGAUUUUAAUCUUCUCAGGUUUCUUGAGGCUGUUUUUCUACAGUGAGACGAUAGAGUUGGUGUUUGCUGCUGCCGGAGCACUUCUCUUCUGUGGAUUUAUAAUUUACGACACUCAUUUGCUGAUGCACAAAUUAUCCCCCGAAGAGUACAUACUGGCUGCGAUCAAUCUCUACUUGGACAUCAUCAAUCUGUUCCUACACCUGCUGCGUUUACUGGAGGCAUUUAAUAAAAAAUAAUCAGAAGCAGCGAGGUUGAUAAUCACACGUAUGAAGUUCAGUACCUAAAUAGCGUUGGCUUGGAUGAUCUACAAAGAGACUGAAUCUCUGUCGCUCUGUCAUUCCAUGAGUAUUGAUCCCUCUUUUUCGGGGGGCAGGGCUUUCCAUGUUGCUGAAGUUCUUGUCUAGAACAUGUAUUUUAUUUAGUUAACGUGGUGUAGCUGUUUCAGUCACUUUUUAAAUUACUUAAUUUGCACUCAGUGUAAUUCGUUAUUGAGUUGUUUGCCAAUUUCUGAUUGUUCCAGAGGACGCUGUUAGAAUGCCUCUGUCUGCUGUUGUGUAGCUGCUGGGAAUGUUUGCUUUUGGGAUCACAAGUGGAAAGCAUACAGGCAGCCCCAGUUUAUGGGUGUGCAAUGUGUUGUUAAGUUAAAACUUGUUCUGGUUUUUGUGUGGUGGAGGGGUGGGCUGGCCGUGGGGGGAAUGUUCUGUCAGAUUGUUACACGAGCUGGCGGGGGAUGAAGACGAAGGGGUUCGUGGUGUAUUAAGGAUUAUUUAUUGCUUGUCUUUGCGUGUUUGGGGCCAUUUGAAGGCAGCCGCUGGCGCUUUGUGUCCGUUCCCCAAUAAACUCGGCAGCCCGCA
Messenger RNA from Anas platyrhynchos (mallard), 1508 nucleotides. RefSeq names its product transmembrane BAX inhibitor motif containing 4 (gene TMBIM4). Gene Ontology annotation, biological process: negative regulation of apoptotic process. NCBI's taxonomy places the organism in Eukaryota, Metazoa, Chordata, Aves, Anseriformes, Anatidae. Gene Ontology annotation, cellular component: membrane. The record is from RefSeq and is a predicted model, not a curated record.